Molecule: messenger RNA, 3699 nt
Organism: Phlebotomus papatasi
Lineage: Eukaryota; Metazoa; Arthropoda; Insecta; Diptera; Psychodidae
Gene: shakB
Product: innexin shaking-B
Exons: 5
Coding region: 1970-3088 (372 amino acids)
Cellular component (GO): gap junction; plasma membrane
Molecular function (GO): gap junction channel activity
Source: RefSeq, a predicted model, not a curated record
CCCAUAGUCAGUCGCAGCGUCUGAUGCCAUUCGGUCAGUGUUAAAUUUGGCGUCGCGGUGCUUACAUCGUAAUGCGGUACCCAGCGUGAGGCGCUUUUUACUCCUCACCACACCAAUCAGUGUUAGUUAGCACUUCCACCCAGUACCUUGUCCCAAGGAGGAGCCUCUCGGAGGGCACAAGGCUAAGGCGCCUCUUCAGUGACCUCCUCACAUUUCAUAUGGUCACCGUGGCUGAGGAUACCCCUAGCUAAAGCUCAACACCAAUCCUGGUCAUUCCUGCUCUUUCACUCAUUAAAACCAAACUAACAACACGACUAACCCCUUCUAAAUUUAUCGCAUAUUUUGGAAUCUUCUUCCAUAAAAAAAACCAUUCCUAAAUUACAAAAAAAGCCAACAUUCACUAAAUUUUCUUUCCUCAAACCCCCAGUAUCAACACAUCCCAAAUUCUUGCUCAGCUUUCUGGCACUGUCCGAGUGGUUUCCCUCCCAAAAAACAAGUUCGUUGGGUGGUUACAAACCAGAUAAAGUACUUUCAGCUGCACUUAUCGCCACAAUAUUCCUGCUCCGUCACCCCAUUCUCCGCAAAAUAUUUCUGUGAUUGUGAUAUGAAUGAAAAUUUAAAGUGUUCGCCAUAUAAGAAAUAUAUAUAUUUUUUGUUGCGGUUUUGCCAGCCAUCUUUUGCAAAGAAUAAAUAAAUAAAUAAAUUGAUUGACCCAACGGGAAGAGAAUAAAAGUUCCAAAGAGAUUGAGGGAGGUAUCUCUAGAAAAGAUCCAGGCAAUCUCUUUUCUUCUAAAUUAUAAUUUGAAGAUGUGUGAAAAAGUUUGCUAAUACCUUGAAGAGGCGAUGAGUGCUCAACCUAUUAACCUUACACUAAUUUUCCCGUGUUUAAUAUAACUACUACAUCAGAAAAUUUUCUGCUUUUGCGGGUGCGUGAUCCGGAUUGAGUGUGCGUGUGGUGUCUAUAUCUUCUUCACGUGUACAAAAACCAGGGAAGAGGUAUCUGCUGGGAAUCAUAAUCAUCCGGCAAACAAUAUGUGAAGCAACGACGCCGUGGAAUACAUAAACACUGUACAAAAUUGCCGGGAAUGUCUAAAUUUACAAUAUAUGUUGCAAUUUAAUCAACACUUGGCCAAAAGGAGUGGAGUAGAAGGAAAAAAAGUGUGAGGCGGAAAGGUAUCCAAAUUGCUUUUUUUGCGCGAGAUGCUACCGGAAAUUCAGCAGUAUUUCAGUAUCCUCAACUGCUACCACUAUUGUCCGGGUAGAAGUGAUCCAGAGAGAUCUUUGCACAUAUCAUAAAACUGCGCCACGAAACAUUUAAGAAAAAGCACAAAAAACGAUGAAGAGAGCUUUAGGGAGAAAAUAUUUGGUGAAAAUGCCUUGCAAUUUUAUACGUAAUCAUCUGAUAGAAGACACAAUGAGAGACAUUUAGUGCCUUAUCGUAUGGUUUUAUAUUAUACUGUAAAUUAAAAAAAAGGAAAAAAAUAACAUCUUGUUUGACCAAGCCUCAGCUAGUAAACACGAACAUUAAAGUGCCCAAGUGAACAUCAUAUAUAUGCAGCAAUUUGUGGACCACAAUUUUGGUUAAAUCCAUUGGUGAACAACAACAGAAAUUUUUUGUGUGUGAAAAUGAGGGUGGAGAUGAGGCGACAAGAAUACAAGUGAAAAUUUUUCGAGAAUAAACAACCAAGUGCCACAUUGAACUACCCUCCCCAGAUAUCUGGCAAUGAAUAUUAAUAAAGUGCCUUGUGAACAUUUGUGGACAAUCUCCAUGUGCUGAGACUGACCCACAGAAUUUCCAAAAAAAAGCCCGUUGUCAACAGCCUCACAUGAGGAUGAGGAUGUGACAAUUUAUCCGGGAUACAUUUGUCCUCUCACCACAGCCCUUUUGUUGAUUUUAAGGGUGAGGACAUAAGACAAAACACGUCCAAGAGAAGAAAUCUAGCAGCAUCUCCUGAAAAGCCAUAGAAACAUGUUAGAUAUCUUCCGUGGUCUCAAGAACCUUAUCAAAGUCAGCCAUAUCAACAUCGAUUCACCAGUGUUUCGGCUCCACUACUCCAUCACCGUGAUGUUGCUCAUGGCAUUCUCCCUCAUUGUCACCACACGCCAAUAUGUGGGAAAUCCCAUUGACUGUAUCCACACAAAAGACAUCCCCGAGGAUGUCCUCAACACGUACUGCUGGAUCCAUUCCACAUACAGCCUCAGGAGUUAUUUUCGCAAGAAGGUGGGAACCGAGACAGCAUAUCCCGGUAUUGGGAAUUCAGAGAAUAAGACCAAUGAUCGCAAGGAUCACAAGUACUACCAAUGGGUCUGCUUCUGUUUGUUUUUUCAGGCUAUCCUGUUUUACACACCACGAUGGCUUUGGAAAUCGUGGGAGGGUGGCAAAAUACACGCUCUAAUGAUGGACCUAGAUAUUGGUAUCUGCUCAGAAAUUGAGAAGAAGCAGAAGAAGAAGCUCCUAAUCGACUACCUGUGGGACAAUUUGCGUUAUCACAACUGGUGGGCGUAUCGAUACUUCUUCUGCGAACUGUUAGCUCUAAUUAAUGUCAUAGGACAAAUGUUUCUAAUGAACAAAUUCUUCGAUGGAGAAUUUCUGAAAUUUGGGAUCGAGGUGAUCGCUCACAUGCAAGAAGAUCAGGAGGAUCGUGUUGAUCCAAUGAUCUAUAUCUUUCCACGUAUGACCAAAUGUACAUUUUACAAAUACGGCAGUGGUGGUGAGGUGGAAAAACACGAUGCAAUUUGUAUAUUGCCCUUGAAUGUGGUCAAUGAGAAAAUAUAUAUUUUUCUCUGGUUCUGGUUCAUCAUUCUCACAAUUCUUACCACAUUUACACUAAUGUAUCGUGUGGUGAUCAUCUUCUCACCUCGAAUGCGUGUUUAUUUACUACGACUACGAUUUAGGUUAGUUCGCCGGGAUGCCAUUGAAACAAUCGUGAGACGCUCAAAGAUGGGCGAUUGGUUCCUUCUGUAUAUGUUGGGUGAAAAUAUAGAUACACUCAUCUUCCGUGACAUCAUGCAGGACCUUUCCACGAGACUCGGUCACAAUCAACACCAUCGAGUGCCCGGUAUUAAGGGUGAGAUCCAGGAUGCGUGAUACUGGGAGUAGCCGUCGCCGUUGCGACGCGCACCUUCAGCAUUCUUCCAUUGCGCGCUGUGUGUAUAGGCACCACAUUCGAUUUCUUAUAUAUCUACCUAUUGUAUUUACCGAACUACUUAUAUACAUAAUCCGAAAUCCCGUAGAAGACAACAAGAGAUAGAAAAGAAUUAGCCCAAGGAUGAGAAGAAACUUGAUGAUCGUCUUCUCACUUUUUGGGUAUGAUAAACACAUAUAAGGAAAAUCCCUUUAUUUGUACAGUGUUCAGGAGAGAGGAGCCGCGCAGUCACCGCCGUCCAGAAGAGCUCGCCACACUCUGAAAUGACAUUCGAGAUCAAAGUUUAAUGAAAAGUUGAAAAAAAAUGAAUCAAUUAACAUACAACAUAUGCAGCAAUUUUGAGAUAUGCAACUGAUUGAUAUUUGGAAACUUCUGUUCUCUUUUUUUCUUUGGAAAUCCUUUACAUUCGAGCAGUACUACUUUUUAUUAUUACUUUUGCAUGAAUGUAGGCUUUUACCUUCUGAAUAAACUCCGGGUAUCUAUUGACUCAAUAAGGUGGUAUGAUUAAGAGAAGUUGAUACCUUUUUGAGUUUAUCAUAAAUAACAGAAAAAG